UCUCAGAAUGUACUUUUUUGCGUCACAUAACUCCUUCGAAGUGGCGGCGGUUGCUUACUUAUCAUGUACAUUGCGAUUUUAUGGGGAAACCGAUAACCCCGAAGGCGCCCGCCGCGUCCAGCGAUAGCCGCCAGCCAUCAAAACCUUGCUCCAGUAGGCAACUUCACAUUGACGCCUCCGAAAGACCGUAGUAAUCAACUCCGCCGCUCCCGCCUUAUUUGAAGUCGCACAUUGUCCCUAUAAUUAACGCGGGGCGCUGCCUUACAUUCAUGAAUCGCCAAGGCUCCCGCGACUAUACAUAUUAACCUGCGGCCACCAAGAGGCUGCAGCUACCAACGCAAAAUAUCAAACGUGCGAAGGGUGGAAAAAUACAACGGCAUUGCUGCAUGUUUCCGUAGCGUAGCAAAGGGUUUGGGGCUGAGAGAUUGAGGAUGGCAUCCUAUGGCCAGGCAAACGGACAUUUGCGAUCCGAAGACGCCGCCUACGUCUCCACUGUACCAACAAAUAUACACCCAAAAUGGGAUGCGGCUGCGCUACUAGACCGCAGGGCAUCUCAUAAAUCUCACCAACUGACCACUCGAAAUGAAGAAACUACGACCAACCCGCCGAGGACGCCGAGUCUGAUGUUCGAGUUCGAUAGCCCGCAAAGCCAGCCUGCAUUUGCUCAAUAUAGUAACUCAGUGUCGAAUGGGGAUGCAUUUGGUGCGAACAGCCACGCGCAUAUCACCGGGCAUAUGCUCGAGCGCAUCCACAACGUCUCGGACCGCGCAUUCCUACCUCAAAAGCGGCGCAAGUUAGGCAUGGAUAAUAACAGCUAUGAAUCCACGCCGACUACGUUUUCGGGCGGGGGGCAAGAGGGCGUUGUUGGGGAAUACCUGAAGGAAGAGAACGACACCAGAAAGGAGCCCGCUAGAAAGGCGACAGCUCCCGCGGUUGACCUCACGGAAGAUGACGAGGAACUGACGAUCCUUGUAACUUCUGACGACAAAGAAGUUUGCUAUGGGCGUAUUGAGGGAGCAGACAUCAAUGCUUUCAAGGUGCCGAUAGCCAGAGAGGGGACAAGAGCACUGUCUCGAGAUUUUUGGCCUCAUGUGAAAGUUAAUCUGAGGCGGAAACAAGGCGACAAAACCGCCAUAGUGCACAUGGUGGAUAGCACUCGGUCGGUCUUUGGAUGCUUGGAUGUCAAUACGGCAAUCGGCUUAGUGCCACUUAUUGAUUCAAACCUGGGUAUUCGAACUUCAGCAAGGAUCAUUGCCAGGCAAAAGAAACCAGGCGACUUACCCCCUGGCGCAGAUUGCUCUUGCAGAUUCAACCUCGAUCUGACGCUCUACGGCGCUAAGAAGCAUGCCACUCAGAUUGGGAGACAUCUAUCACAAAAGCAGCUGUGGUUACGAACCCCACUAUCUGUUGAAGCUGGAAUCGAUCUCUGCAAUCCCCACGCAUCACUGAAGCAGAACCUGGUUCCUCGCCCUGGGGGCCGCUGCGUCGGCUACGCUCCAGCCUCUGCUGCAUCUAUGCGGACAGUCGAAGAGAUCCGCAGUGAUGUUCUUGGAAUGUUCGACUCUUUACAACAAUCCGAAAACCUUCCAGAAAUGACACAGAACUCCCUGGUUACAACAGAGCUUCUUCCUCACCAAAAGCAAGGUCUCCGUUUCAUGACAAACAAGGAAAAGGAGUUUGUCUAUGGCAGUAUUGAAGAGGCAAACAGCACGCUUUGGCAGCAGGUACAAGGAAGCAGUGGCCAGAGGAUAUACCGCAAUGUCAUAACUUGCCAAGAGCAGCGCGAAGUUCCUCAGCAAGUUCAAGGGGGGAUAUUAGCUGAUAUGAUGGGUUUGGGGAAAACACUGAGCAUCCUUUCACUGUUAACCUCGUCCCUGGAUCAAGCAGAGGCAUGGGCGCAAAAGACGCCACCAGCGCCCGGAGAAGAUGAGGUGAGGCUUAAGAGGAAUACUAAGGCUACUUUACUCGUUUCCCCCUUGAGUACGAUAGCCAACUGGGAAGAACAGAUCGGACAACACAUUAAGGAAGGUGGCCUGAAGUACCACAUCUACCAUGGUGGAACUCGGUGCAGAGAAAUUGAGCGACUAGCGAACUACGACCUUAUCAUCACAACAUACGGGUCGGUUGCGAGCGAAUGCAACAGACGUAUCAAAGGAAAGCCAGGUCCUUACCCGCUUGAAGAGCUUAACUGGUUUCGCAUCGUGUUGGACGAAGCUCACAUGAUCCGCGAGCAGGCGACUCUACAAUCAAAGGCUAUAUGCCGUCUGCAAGCUCAGUGCCGAUGGGCGGUUACUGGAACUCCAGUUCAGAACCGGCUGGAUGAUCUCGGGGCCCUCCUCAAGUUUCUUCGCCUCAAGCCUUUUGAUGAGAAGCGUGCGUUCGCUCAAUACAUCUUGGCCCCUUGCAAGAAUGCAGAUCCGGAGAUCCUCCCAAAACUCCGAUUGCUCGUCGACAGCAUCACUCUUCGGCGUCUGAAAGAUCGAAUCAAUCUGCCUCCUCGACACGAUCGCAUUAUCCGACUUGCUUUCAACCGAGAGGAGCAAGAGCUAUACGAUAUCUUCUCCAAAAAUGCUAGCGACAGGGUUAAGGUUCUUACAAGCCAGCAAGAAAAGAGUCUCGGAGGCAAGGCAUAUGUUCAUAUCCUUCAGUCAAUCUUACGUCUGCGUCUUAUUUGUGCGCACGGAAGAGAACUACUUGGCGAUGAGGACCUCAAGAUCACCGCGGGAAUCACCAAAGACUCAGCUAUCGAACUAGACGAUGACAACGACGCCGACAAGCCAGCCUUGAGCCACAGGCAAGCUUAUGAGAUGUAUAAUCUCAUGAGAGAGACCAAUGCGGACGCAUGUUCGAUGUGCAAUGCCAAGAUUGGACGAGCCACGUCUUCGGAGACUGAGGUCGAAGGGAAGGAUGACAUGAUUGGGCAUAUGACUCCUUGCUACCAUCUUAUUUGCAAUGGAUGUGUGAAGGAAUACAAGAAAGCGCUUGAAUCAACCUCAACGGAUAAACGCCAUUCGAACUGCUAUAUUUGCAAACAAUAUAUCCGCAUGGAUUACUUCGCUUUAAAGGCAGGGCAGGUGGAAGAGGAUGAGACUGCGCGAGCGGAGAUCAAAGAGGGGCCGAAGCACACGAAGGCUCUCGGAAGAUACAAUGGGCCACACACAAAAACCAUUGCUUUACUACAAGAUCUUUUAGCCUCUAAAGCCGAGAGUGACCUUAUGGUUGACCAACCUCCGAUUAAAAGCGUUGUGUUUUCCGGCUGGACAUCUCAUCUCGAUCUCAUUCAAAUGGCCCUCGAGAACAAUGACAUCAAAUAUACUCGCCUGGACGGGAAAAUGUCGCGGACGGCUCGUGGGGCUGCACUCGAAACUUUCCGCUUGGACCCUUCGAUCACAGUCAUACUUGUUUCCAUCAAUGCGGGAGGUUUGGGCCUAAACUUGACGACAGCCAAUAAAGUCUACGUCAUGGAGCCUCAAUACAACCCGGCUGCAGAAGCCCAAGCUGUCGAUCGCGUCCAUCGUCUUGGCCAGAAGCGCGAGGUUGAAACGGUUAGAUAUAUAAUGAAGAACAGUUUCGAGGAGAAGAUGCUAGAGUUACAGGAGAAGAAGAAGAAGCUGGCGAGUCUCAGCAUGGAUCGGGAUCAUAUGAAGAACUCGACCAACAAGGCUGAGGCCACCAAGAAGAGAUUAGAGGACCUCAGGAGUCUAUUCAAAUGAUGGCGGUUAAUGAUUGGGAAUGGUUUAUGCAAAGGCGUUUGGCAUUUAUAGGAGGGGGAAAACGGGCGGAUAAAACAUAGAUACUGGAGCGGGCGGAUACAUGAUAGCAUGGCGUAUUAACGGGGUAUCUUAAGAGGAGGCAGUCUGCAUAUGAUAUCCAACGUUUAUAGCAACCAUAUUUUUUUGCUCUUGAUCGAGGUGUAGUGGUUCUAUUGCUCUGCCCAAAUAGCAGGUCACGAGUUGGGCAUUAGUCCGAAGAAAUAAAAAUAUUCCCC
Molecule: messenger RNA, 3988 nt
Organism: Pseudogymnoascus destructans
Lineage: Eukaryota; Fungi; Ascomycota; Leotiomycetes; Thelebolales; Thelebolaceae
Exons: 2
Coding region: 432-3713 (1093 amino acids)
Molecular function (GO): ATP binding; ATP-dependent chromatin remodeler activity
Source: RefSeq, a predicted model, not a curated record